Messenger RNA from Elaeis guineensis (African oil palm), 2108 nucleotides. RefSeq lists its product as uncharacterized. The record is from RefSeq and is a predicted model, not a curated record. Lineage: Eukaryota; Viridiplantae; Streptophyta; Magnoliopsida; Arecales; Arecaceae.
CCCGAUACAUCCUGAUUCCAUGUUUCCACGGGAACGAGAUGGCGAGGUGCGCCCGGUCCCGUCAGGACUUAAACCCUUGACGUCUAUAUUCUAGAUUUAGAUGCUAACAAUACGCAGCAUGCCGGUACUGCGCAGCGGUGCACCGCGGGAGUCCCAUUUUCACAGCCCAAGGGAUUUAUGCUAAAUCUCCGGAAGUCUCCCCAAGGCAAAGGUCUCUCGCGUGGUCCCAACUCGUAUCCUGUUCUCCUCCAUCUUCCAUAUAAAUCCACUCCCCAGCACGCUCCUCUCCCUUCCUCACCCGACAACCCUCUUCCCACCUCUCUUGCUUUCCGUUACUUCUUAGUAGCGACUGACCCCUUCGCCUUCGAGGUCGCCAGAACUAUAAACCAAACCAACCCACCAGCUCGCCAUGGUCGACGUCGACCGGAGGAUGGCGGGAUUUACCCCCGCUCACGCCGCCGGCCUCCGCCGCCUCUUCACCCGUGCCGCCACCGCCCCCUCCUCGGCCUCCCGCAACGGCCUCUUCUCCUUCUCCCCGCUCGCCGAGGCCGUCAUCUCCCACCUAAAGGCCUCCGCCGUCCCCAUCCACCCUGGCCUCUCCGACGCCGACUUCGCCCGCCUGGAGGCCGAGUUCGGCUUCGCCUUUCCCCCCGACCUCCGCGCCGUCCUCGCCCUCGGCCUCCCCGCCGCCCCCGGUUUCCCCGACUGGCGCUCCCUUCCCCGUCUACGCGCCUCCCUCGACCUCCCAAUCGCCGCCGUCUCCCUCCAGAUCGCCCGCACUACCCUUUGGCCCCGCUCCUGGGGUACCCGCCCCGCCGACCCCGACCGUGCCCUCCGCCUCGCCCGUGCCACCCUCCGCCGCGCCCCCCUCCUCCUCCCCCUCUUCGACCGCUUCUGCAUCCCCUGCCGCCCCUGCCUCGCCGGCAACCCCGUCUUCCUCGUUGACGAGAACCGCCUCCUCUGCUGCGGCUUCGACCUCUCCGACUUCUUCCGCCGCGAGUCCCCCUUCAACUCCCCGCCCCCCUCCCUUCCCCGCCAGCCAUCAACCUCCGACAACCCCGUCAUCCCCUCCGUCGCUGGGAAGAUCCCCCGCUGGAUCGAGUUCUGGAGCGACGCAGCCGCCUCCGACCGCCGCCGCCUCAACUCCUCCUCCUCCACCACCUCAACCUCCUCCUACGAGUCCGCAUCUUCCUCCACCUCCUCGCCCCUGCCGCCGGAUCCGGAGCGGUUCGUCGAGAUCCGGCCGCCGCCGCAGCUGCCGGACUGGGUCGAGGCCUAUCUGGAUCGGAUGGGUUCGGUCCUGAGAGAGGGCGGCUGGGGCGAAUCGGACGUCCGCGAGAUGGUUCACGUGUCCGGCGCCUCCGGCUUCUUCGACGACGACGGCGAGGCCGUGACGGUCGACACUCAAGCAGUGCUCGACGCGCUGCUCCUGAAGGCGGACCGCUGCUCCGACUCUCUCCUCCGAGCCGGCUGGAGCUCCGACGACGUCUCCGAUGCUCUCAGCCUCGAUUUCCGCCGCCUUAGAGCGCCGCGGCGGCCUCCGGUGAAGUUACCGCCGGAGAUCGCCCUGAGGAUCGAGAAGCUCGCCGAGGCCAUCGCGCGAUCGUGACCGUCCGUUUCCGGAAUCAAAACGGAAUCUUUCCUCUUGCGAAUGACCCUCUUGCUACGUCUGAAAAGAGUAUAUAAAGAAACAAUACGUGUACGUAUAGGAAUAUAUUUUUUUUGACAUAUGAGAGGAGAUUAUAAAAAGGAUAAAUAAAAACUAAAUAAACAAAAAAUAGGCAAUUAACGGAAAGGCGUUGGUGUGAACAGGAUUUGUUUGUUGUUGGGAACAUGAUGUGGGAUGGGAUCGGUGUCUGUGCGUGCCUGUGAAUCUGUCUCUUAUGUUUAGGUUUUAAAUUGUUGGGUUGUUUUCCUCUGGCUUUGCGAUCACACGCGCGGGUCUCGCCUGAUUUCGAAAAAGAGACGUCCGGUGAUUCUCCACUUUUCUGUGAACGCGUGAAGGUCUAUGUAGUUAUUUUUCUUCUCUUUUUGUUUCUUUGCUUGAGAGAAACGCGGAUUGUUAUUUGGAUGAUUAUUUAUUGAAAAAUAUUUUCUAUGACCACUCA